Messenger RNA from Cryptosporidium muris RN66, 4752 nucleotides. RefSeq names its product formin-like family protein. The record is from RefSeq and is a predicted model, not a curated record. Bases 1 to 4752 code for a protein of 1583 amino acids. NCBI's taxonomy places the organism in Eukaryota, Apicomplexa, Conoidasida, Eucoccidiorida, Cryptosporidiidae. Gene Ontology annotation, molecular function: protein binding. The transcript has a single exon.
AUGUUGUUACCUAAAAACCUGCAGGGUAAAGCCUUAUUGGGGGCUAAGGGUCCUCCAAAGAUGAAAAAUAGUGGUCCUCUUCUUAAAUUAGCAUCUAAUUCAGCUAAAGUUGCUAAACCCACAUUAUCAACUCAAAAAGUAGAUUUAAGCUUAUCAGGUAAAUCUUCUAUAGUUUCAAAAGAAAAUAUACCCUUGAAACCUUUUGUUAAGGGAUCUUUACUUGGAAAAAAAUUGCCAAGAGAAAAUUCAGCAACUUUAAAAUUAGAUCCAAAAAUAUCGAAUAGAGAUCCAUUAAAUCCGAAAUUAAGUGGUAGUGCAUCAUUAGAAAAAAAUCUAGAAACCAAGCCUAGUAGUGAAGUGCAGAAAGUUUCUAUGUCUAGUACAAACAUACUUCCGGGAUAUAAUGAUAGUAGCACACUAUUGGAAGGAACUUUCCCAUUUGAUAUUGGUCCAGCUCAUAAGCUGAUUUUUCAGGACAAAGUUCAAACUAAUAUGCCGUCAAAUGAUGCCUGGCAAAGUUUGAAUAUUUUAAAAAGAGAACAGGAAAUGUUUCAGUUACAUGUUAGCGUGUUGGACCCAAAAUUAUCAGAAUCUGCAGAGCAUUCACUAGCAGCUUUGAGCCAAAGUUUUAAGGAGCAACUAGCAGUAAGACAUUUCACAUUGACAACUGCUGAAAAAAACAAUCUUUUGUUUGGAAAAGCAUCUAAGGCACGACCGCAAACAGUUAGUGAAAAAUUUGGAACAAUGAGUGAUUCUCUUUUACUAUUACAACGUCUUGAAGAUACAAGAAGUGAAGGGGAGAUACAUGAAAUACAAAGGAUAUCUCGAAGGUUACGAACCUCAGCUAUAGAUUCAUUUAUGAAGUCUCAAUAUGCAGAUGCUCUUCUAAAGGCUCUUCAUUGUUAUGAAUUAUGUAGAGCAUUCCUGUCAAAGUUAUUGGGACACCCAUUAGAAGGCGUAAUGGUUGUAGAAUUGAUUAUAAUUAGUAAAUGUUGUGGUUUGGCAGGUGAUUUAGCUAAAGGAGAAGUAUACCUACGUGAAUUACGAUAUCUUGUUGAGAAUACAAUAAUGGUUGUGGCCAAUGACAUAAAUAAUGUAAAUAAUACUAAAUCUAUAUCUGGAAAUCCUCCAAAUAAUGUUACUGGUGUUUCUACACAAUUAUUGAGUGGAAUGUCUGGUAAUAAUGCUUCAGUUCAAGGUCCUACUAUAUCAUGUGAACCAUCUGUAUUAUGUAGUCUUGUGUUAACUUUGGCAGAUUUAUGUAGUUUGUAUAGAGAUCAUAAUUCUGCGAAAUUUUAUUUUGAGAAAUAUUUGCUUCUAAUGUAUCAGAUUUAUGGUUCUGAAGAUUUGGUGAUGAGUGAUGCCUAUUUAACCGUAGCUAGCUACUAUUUUAGAAUUAAAGAUUUCGAUACAUGUAAAAAACACAUUUUAGCUUGUUUGGAGAUCAGAAUAGAUAUUCUUGGUGAUCAUGAUAAAGUUCCACCCCAUCCAAGAGUUGCUGAUUGCUAUUCAAAUUUAGGACUUAUAUGUCGACUUACUGGUGAAAUUAAACUUGCAAUGCAAUAUGUUAUGGUUGCAUUAGAUAUGCAAAUGAGGAUAAAUCGCAAAAGAGAUUGUUUAGCUGUUCAAGAUUGUAUGUUGGCUUUAGGGUGUAUUUUUCAUCAAGCUGGAAAUUUUAGAUAUGCUUUAGAAAUAUACAAUGAAGUAUAUAGAUUCCGUAGAGAAUAUCUUGGUUUUAUGCAUACAGAUACUCGAUUUGUAUAUCACCUUAUUAGGCAGUUAGAUGCUGAUACACAGGUAUAUAUAUCUGAAAAUUCCCAGAGUUAUACUAGUUUAAAUAUGAAACAAGAUAUAUUUGAACAAGCUGAUGGAGAAUUUCAGAAUCCUAUUUCAUUAGCUGAAAAUAGGUUAAGACAUAUAGUUAAAGAGGCAAUUGGAAGAGCCCAGAAAUUAUCUUCAAUAAUGUAUGAAGAGUCAGCACUUUUGGCAAGUUCUCUAGCACCUAGUAUAGAUCAAUUUCGAUAUAAGCAAUUGGAAACAUUUCUCUAUGAUACAAAAUAUAAAAAGAGCUUAAAAAGUCAAUCACUUUUUGAUAAGAAACAGACAUCACAAAUUAUGUCUGUUUCACGUAUUCGUGCUUUAUAUGGAGAAACUUUCCAAAGUAUGACUGUUAACUCAACGGUGAUACUCCCUCAUUUGCAAAUAAGAAUUACAGGUCCCGAUUAUUUAGCUGUUUCAACGAUGCUUGCAUUACCACCAUUUGCAAAAGGAAGACGUAGGAGGCUUCCAAUAGUCAAUAUACCAAAACUGCAAAAGGGGUUUGCUGUUAUGGGAGAACAAGGUGUAACAAUGACUCUAAAUGAAGAUGUAAUUCCUAUUCUGAGGGAGUGGGAAAUACCUGAACCCUAUGUUACCUUAGAAGGAAAAGUUACUAUAGAGGAACAGAAAAAUGCUAAUAUAAAAGUCCCCUAUUUGUUACCUUUGGUUGACUCCCAAGGGACAAAUGAUAUAAAAGCUUAUUAUAAAGAGACAAUUUGGGUACCAAAUCCAGUAUAUCCUCUAUAUGUAACUCGUAUAUUAGAAGAAUCUGAUCAUAUUUCAGAUAUUAAUGAUUUGAAAAAUUCAACAGCUUUAAAUCAUUCAACUAAUUCAGUUACAUCAAGACUUGCAAAGUAUUCUAUGCCUUUACCCAGUAAUACUGAGCUUGAAAAUAUUACUGGCAUAAGACCUGGAAUUGAAGAUACAGACUCUGGACGUUUACCUUGUGUUGAAUGUAUCAAUAGUCAAGGUAAAAUAAUUUUAAAGUUACCUUACUCACUAAGCUUAGAAUCAUUUGCAUGUGCCUCUACAAGAUUAACUUUAAUGGCUGCAAAUCAAUGGAAUUUACCACUCCAGCAUUCUAAUCAAACUUCUCCUGUUGUUCCAGGAUCAGGAUUAGAAGAUCUAUUAGGUUCAAUGGCUCAGUACAAGCCCUUUAAUGGUACUUCUUCUACUCCAAAUUUCGAUGGUAUACCUACCGGUAUUCCACUUGCAAAUCUAUUAGAGGGAAUAGGUACUAUCCAAGCACCUAUUAUAAAAACUGAAUCAAAAGAAGUAUCAAAAGCUAAAUCUGAUGCUAAAUCACCACCAGCAAAAGGACCUGAAACAAAAGGAAAAGGUCCACCAGUAAAAGGUGCUCCAUAUGGAAAAGGUGCUCCUCCACUGGGAAAAGGGCCUCCUGGUUUGAAAGGUCCACCAAAGGGAAAAGGUACAAAAACUUUUGGAAAAGCAAAGAAGUUCUCUGGUCCACCUAGUAAAAUAAAAAAGUUGCACUGGGACAAAGUUGAAAAUAUCCAAAAUACUAUUUGGGAUGUCAAGGAACCUGUGAAAUUAGAUUUUGGAAAUUUGGAAGAAAUAUUUGGUCUAGAUACUAAUAAAUCUAAGAAAGCAGGUCUAGAAACAAAGAAACCUAAAGUAUUACAAAUAUUACCAGAUUCUAAGAGAGCAUACAAUAUUAGCAUUGCUCUUUCACGUUUCAACAAUUAUACAUAUCAACAAUUAAGAGAUGCCAUACUAGAUUUAGACGAACAUAUUUUAGAUGUAGAAGCUACUGAGGCUUUAAUAUCAAUGAGUCCAACACCAGAAGAAAUGACUAUAGUCAAAGAGUUUAUUGAUGCAGGUGGUGAUUUAACACAGCUAGAUAAACCUGAACAAUUCAUUGCUGCAAUGAUUGGUAUUCCAUUAUUCACUCAAAGAUUAAAUGCGCAGCUGUAUAAAUUAACAUUUAAUAAUACUUGGAACACUUUAGAAGGUCCCUUAGAAGAUAUGUUAGGAGCUUGUAAUGAAAUUCGUAGUAGCUUGAAACUAAAAAAAGUAUUCUCAAUUAUUUUAUCUAUUGGUAAUAUAAUGAACAGUAAUACAGAUAAGGGAGAUGCUAAGGGCUUUAGAAUAAGUUCUUUAUCUAAACUAAGUGAAGUACGCUCUUCUACAAAGCCCGUCAGAACAUUAAUACAGUAUAUUGGAGAUAUUAUAUGGCGUGAUAAACCCGAAUUACUUAAUUUAGCAGAAUCUUUAAAUUUACUAGAAAAGGUAACCAAGUGUGACUUGGGUAUUAUUGAAGGUGAAAUUCAAUCACUUUCUAAUGGUCUGACUAAGCUACAAAAUACUAUGAAAUUGGCUCAGAAAACAAAUGAACAGGCUGGACCCUUGGGCGAUAAAGACCCUAUUGCAAAAAUAUUAUCAGAAUUUAUUGCAGAUGCAGAACCUAAAAUAGAUGAUUUGAAUGCCACACUCAAAACAACUAAAGAGCAACUAGGAAAAGUUGCAUUAUAUUUAGGGGAACCACAAAUAGCUAUUUCAAAAAUUGUAUGGGCAGACUUCUUUAGUACUCUUUGGACAUUUAUUUCAACUCUUGAUAAUAUAAGAAGGGCCAAAGAAGAAGAGCAAAAAAGGCAAAAACAAAAAGAGAAUAUUAUACAAAGAGAAAAGAAUUCUACAUUAAUAAAAAUUAAGGCAACGGAGAAGAAGAUUAGUGGGACUUCAAGACGCACAACUCUAGCAGCUAGACCAGUAUUACAAAAACAACGUAUGAUUGUAACAAUGGCCCCAAAAGCUAAUGCUGUAAAGACAAGUAAGCUUGAUGAAAUGGCAAGCUGGUUUGCAUCUAACCCAACUGAGACUCAAACCCCAUCCUUCCUUCAAGAUAUUUCACAACAGCCUGCUGACAUAUCUACUGAUUAUACUCAAUUAGAUGUUGAUGUUGAUUUAUGGUAG